This is a messenger RNA of Pseudogymnoascus destructans, 1464 nucleotides long. RefSeq lists its product as uncharacterized. The record is from RefSeq and is a predicted model, not a curated record. The transcript has 3 exons. NCBI's taxonomy places the organism in Eukaryota, Fungi, Ascomycota, Leotiomycetes, Thelebolales, Thelebolaceae. The coding region runs from base 1 to 1464 and encodes 487 amino acids.
AUGAAGGUUGUCAACGACAAGGUUGCCAGUGGAGACCCAACAGCCAAACGCCUUGAGGCCGAGUAUGCAACACUCGUCGAAACUCGUGGAUCACAAAAUCGUAUUCCGAAAAUGGAAAAAGCAGACAGCAAUAGCCAACCCCAGGCGACUGAAGAUCUGGAAUCGAAAUUCCAACUUCUGGCUAAUGCUGCAGGCACCCUUCCAGGCCAACCUGGCUACAAACGACUGCUCCGCAAAUUUCUCACUGCAGAAUACGCCACAAACGCGCAGGAAUAUUGUUCCAAUGCAAGAAAUGUCAAAGACAAGAAUAAGACGUUCAAGUUUGAGGCUCUUGCACUUGUCUGCGGUCUGAACGCCUUGAAAUCCACAACGGGGCACGAGAAGAUCUCUUCUACCAAGAACAUGGCACAGGAAACGAACCAUUGCACCCCUGAAGCUGCAUCUUCUCAGCCUGACAAUGAGAGUGCCACCAUGAAGAGCUUGCGCAACAAGAUCGCCGCAGCCCGGCUUGAUGGCGCCGUGUCAGCAUCUGCUGCCCGAGUGCUAGAAGCGGAAGUAAGAUUUGAGGAACUUGCCCUUUCCCUUAGACUCAUCAAAGGAAGGAAUAGUUACAAAAACUAUCGACGCCAAUUUUUCGAAUAUGAAUCCUCAAGAGAUCACAUUCUUAAAUCGGGAGAUGAUAUCGCCAUUGAGAAACUGGAGAGAUUUGAAGAGAGUUGUGCCGCUCGCGGGUUACAGCAAGGAAGCAAGGAGUUCAGGACAUUCAAGAAGCAUUUUGAUAUCGAGAACGAAAACGACACCGAAACUUCGACUGAUAGUUCGUUCUCCAUGUGUGGGUUUACUUCAGCGGAUGAUGAUUCCCAGUAUGCUCUUCAAUUCAAAGGCAGAUUGAAAACGGGCAACAACCAUGGUCAACCCGAGGGCGGAGUGGUGGGUGGCCGCCAGGUAUCAGACGGAAAGCAGCCCAGACACGGCCAUAAUCGUGCUCAAAAAGAUGGUUCUCAAAAAGGCAGUGGUCCAAAAGAUGGUGCUCCAAAAGACAGCCCUCUAAAGGACGGUGCUCGGAAAACUGGACCUCAGAAAGGCAGUGCUGGAAAAGAUGGUGCUCCAAAGGAUGGUGCUCAGAAAGGCCGUUCUAACAAAUCCCGUGCCGAAAAAGCGAAGGAAGAAUUCAAUGCUUACUUUCCUGAUACUCACAAGCUUGAAAACUGGCAGAAACUCUGUCGGGACCUUGGUAUCAACCCCGUUCCCAGCUCUAUCACAAAGUGCAAAAUGGAAACGAAGAAGAUUUAUGUCAAUAUCUACCAGUUUCUCCAUCAGAUUAAGACGGGUUUUCCCGCGACUAGGUUCCCCAGUCAGAAGGCAUUGGCCAAGUACUGUAAUGGAGGGAGCAAGAGAAAGUUCCCACGGCAAAUUGCAAAAGAGAGAGGCGCACUUGCUGGCUUGCUUCAUUACCUCUAUUAG